CCGUUUUGACACAUCAUUAAAACGGGAGCAUCAAGGAUCUGAUUUUAAUCAGAUUGCAAUGUACUUCGCUGUAUUUAAAACAGCAUUGAGACUUGAGCAAGUAUAUUGUCUAUUCGCCCGGCAGAAAUUUGUUCGUGUACACGCACGACCCUUUAAUAGGUUCCGUGCUUUUACACAGGUGUCCAGAUACUAAUGAAAUCGCCAUGUUGGAUUUUUAAUGAUUUAUCGUGUCGUAAUUGAAGCAAAGUGUGACUAUGGAUCCACGAUAUAGCGCCCAGGACGCUGUACGCUGCACUUUAUGCAAAGGUUCCAUUGCCCCCAUGCACUGUGACAUUUGUCACGUCAAUCUUUGUAAGGACUGCGUUGAAACACAUAUUUCAGAUGUAACAAAGGAUCACAAAGUGGUGCCACUCAAACACAGAGGAUUCACCCCUGCAUAUCCGAAAUGUCCACAACACUCCCUGAAACAGUGUGAACUUCACUGUGAACAAUGUCGGAAUCCUAUUUGUGCUUUCUGCAUUUCUUCUGAAAAACAUAAAGGGCACAAACUCGUUGACAUAUUAGAAAUUUUUAAAAGCAAAAAGGAAAGUUUGAAAAGAGAUUUAAAAGAAUUAGAGAAAUCCAUUUUUCCAAAGUAUCGAGAACUUGCAUCUAACAUUCCAGUUCAGAAAGCUAGUCUGAGUAAACACUCUCAGGAAUUGGCAAAAGCACUCGACAAAAAAGGUGACGACUUGCACAGAGAAAUCGACAUUAUCAUUCAGAAACUUAAAUCAGAUAUAAAUGAAAUGGAAUCCAAACACACCAUCGUCCUAGAUGAUGAGGAAGAUAAAAUCUCUCAAACCAUUUCUGAAAUCGAACAAGCAAUUAUUAAUGUACAUAAAUUACUCGACUCCAAUGAUGUCAACUUUGUCUUUUCAUACAAGUCCAAUAAUGCUGUAUUCAGGAAAUUGCCUCCUAGAUUGAAAGUAAAUUUACCAAGUUUUUCUCCUCAGGAAAUCAACAGGGAGCAAAUUGCUCAACAGAUUGGUUCCCUUUCAGCGUUAUCCUUCACAAAAGAAGAGCGAGUCUACACAGAAAAGACAACAGAAGGUACGUCUUCUUCAUCAUUCAAACCACUGAUGGAUAAACCAUCCAUCAUCACAACUAUAAAAAGUAAACAUUCCUCGCUAUAUAAUGUGGCCUGUCUGGGAGAUGACAAUAUCUGGACCAGUGGAGAUGACAACAUUAUGAAUCUCUUCAACAUCCAGGGAGAGUUACAGAAAUCAAUUAAAAACAAUUCUAAUAACAGACCAAUUGAUAUUGCGCUAACAAAAAGUGAGGAUUUAGUUUAUACCGAUUACACAGGUAGACUUGUAAACAAAGUGAAGAAUACACAGAUAGAGAAAUUAAUGCGGUUGCCAGGUAGGAGACCUCGGGGACUCUGUGUUACUUCUGCUGAUGACCUCCUAGUUGUCGUAGUCAGUGAUAAUGGCGAAGCAACAAAAGUUGUGCGGUAUUCUGGCUCGACAGAACAACAAAUCAUUCAGUUCAACGACAAGGGCGAUCCACUUUAUUCAUAUGACAAUAGUAAAUAUGUCAUUGAAAACAGGAACCUAGAUAUAUGUGUGGCUGACUUUGACGCUGGUGCAGUAGUGGUGGUGAAUCAUGCCGGGAAAUUUCGCUUUUCAUACACAGGUCCUCCAUAUUCAACCAAGGACAUAUUUAAACCGCGCGGCAUUACUACAGACAGCCAGGGCCGAAUCCUUGUAGCAGACUGUAACAACGAUCGUAUCCACAUCCUUGAUCAAGACGGUGUGUUUCUCCGCUUCAUUGAAAGCAAUUCCUUACAUACUCCAUGGGGCUUAUGCGUGGACACAAAAGACAACCUCUUCGUAGCUGAAAGUGGCACAGGAACAAUUAAAAUGAUAAAAUAUUCGAAUUAAAGGAACUUUUCUAGCUUUGUUAAUUAAAGCAAAAUAAAAAGUUCCGCCGGUGUAGUUUUUAAACUCUAAUAUUUCUUUCUUUGAUGUAUUUUCAGCAUGUUCAAUGACAGUUCUACAUCGCGUCAAUUCGGAUUGAUCAAAUGUAGUUGAACGUUUAAAACUCCGGUACUAGUAUUUGCUAACUGAUGUUUAUUUCAUAAUUUUCCUUCUACAAGACAGUUAAGUUAUUUCUUUAUUAAUCAAACUUUACAAAAGUUAUGUUUAUAAAUAUUUGAUGAUGUCCUAUGGGACAACACAAUACAUGCUAAUGAUUUCGCAUUAUUUAAGUACAUUGUAUAUAUUCAUUUCCAGAAAGAAAUCUUUACGUCUAUGAAAUAAAGAACCUUAA
Molecule: messenger RNA, 2310 nt
Organism: Magallana angulata
Lineage: Eukaryota; Metazoa; Mollusca; Bivalvia; Ostreida; Ostreidae
Product: tripartite motif-containing protein 2-like
Exons: 2
Coding region: 255-1922 (555 amino acids)
Biological process (GO): positive regulation of DNA-templated transcription
Cellular component (GO): chromatin; nucleoplasm
Molecular function (GO): zinc ion binding; ubiquitin-protein transferase activity; protein binding
Source: RefSeq, a predicted model, not a curated record